CUUUAUUAAAGUGAAAAUGGAAUUGUACUGGUAGAGUUUUUUUCUGAUUUUAAUAUUAUUUUAAUAAAAAAUUAAAAUAAUUUGGACUCAACUUUUUUUCUCAAAUUAAUGUGUUCCAAACCGCAUUUAUAAAACAAAAAUCGUUGAUAAAUUACAAAGAAACAGGACUCUUUUCAAGUCCAAAAUAAGAGUGGUAUCGAGGCAUUCAAUCAAUGCGUCCAGUUCUCUGCAAGUUCUCGCCUCAUCCCAUCUUCCGCCGACAGCUUUCGCAAAUCGCAACCCCAACCCCAACAACCAUUACCAUUGAUUCUUCGACAAUUUCUUCACUCACCAACCCUUUGAAGUAUAGCUGGAAGCACGCCUCGCUCUCCACCCCCUUACUCGAACAACCUUGGUCGUACUUCGCCAUACGACCUCUGGAAAUAAUCCCCAGCUCCAUUCUUCCUCGGAGACUUGAAGGAUGUCGGAGGCCAACUUCUGAUCGUGCGUGCGACGCCUAAGAUCAUCCGCCGUGCCCCGCAUCACGACUUCGACGUAAUUGCAGUCUCUGCGUUCUUGCUCAAACCUCGCUAUCUCCUCCGCCUAAAGCAUCGCUAAGCUCGAGAGAUCGUCGUCAUAUACAACGACCGAAGGGGGCGGCGGUGACAGGGAAGGCGAGGAAGAGUAGGCCACGUGUCAAUCGAAGGAGAUUCAUCCAGAUUAAAAAAGGCUAGUUCAUUGCAUGUUCGCCGGAUGGACCAACAUUUUUUGAAACGUAUCAAUUUGAAAAAACAAAAGGAAAAAAGAAGUUUAGUCCAAACUAUUUUGAAAUAUUUUUUAUUAAAAUAAUAUUAAAAUUAUAAAAAAAAAAAAAAAAAACUCUUAUAAGAAAAUAUACAAUAAUAUACAAGAAGCGCGGAAUCUUGAAUUUUAUAACCAAAUAAUAAAGGACCUAAGUCAAGUCAAUGGCUUUUCCUGCCACAAUGGAGUAAAACUUGAAACAGGAGACUAAGCAGCAGCAGCAGAAGAAGGACCAACUCACCGUCAUUGAAGUCUAGCAGCGAGAUUGUGCGUUAUUCACACUGUAAUACUGUAAUUUGGGACCAUUGAGAUUAUGUACUCUUCAAACAGUAUUGUGUGGAUUAGUUAUUUGAACUAGACCUAUUCAAAAGUUAUAUUAAGCUUUGUACAAAUCCAAGGCCUCAAGUCAAUGCUGCUGGACACAGCAUAACUAUGAUCUAUUCCUUGAAAAUUAAGUAUGCGCUUUCGUGAUUGUUGCAGCAAUUUUUCAGCUCAUCCAAAUUGUUCAAACAAGAGGAAAAAAAAAAAAGAAAAUCAAAACUGGGCAUGGCUUUUCUCGUUAUUCCUGACAAGGUCAAGACGCUAUGGGAUGAAUGGAAUCUGCGCGUUGCUGUUCUUACCAGUCUCUUCUUCCAAGUACUUUUGAUUUUCUCUGCAUCAUCUCGAAAACGAACAGGAAAUGUAAUCAUAACCUCGAUUAUCUGGUCAGCUUACUUGCUAGCCGAUUGGGUUGCAGCUUUCGCUGUUGGUCUCAUCUCCAACAGCCAUAAUGAUCUCAUCUCCAACAGCCAGAAAGACUGCAUUAAGGCAACUCAUAAUGAAGACCUUCUGGCUUUUUGGGCUCCAUUUCUUCUGCUUCACCUUGGUGGCCCUGAUGCAAUAACUGCUUUCUCCCUUGAAGAUAAUGAACUAUGGAUUCGGCACUUGCUCGGACUUGUCAUCCAACUUGCUGCUGUUGUCUAUGUCUUCUCACAAACACUCCCCAAUAGCCUCUGGCUCCCCACAACCCUCAUGUUUUUUGCUGGAACUACUAAAUAUGCUGAACGGACCCGUGCUCUAUAUCUGGCGUGCAUGGGUAAUUUCAAGGCUUCUAUGCUUCCAGCACCUGAUGCAGGACCAAAUUAUGCUCAGCUCAUGGAGGAAUAUUCAUCAAACAAGGAGGCCCAAGUUCCAGUGGAUAUUAUAAUUGUAAAUGAACCCGACAAAGAGCACAAGACCCCUACACAAGAUGAAGAACUACCAUCCAACACAGUUUCCCUCAAUGACAUAGAAAUUGUGCAACAUGGGUACAUGUUCUUUGAUACUUUCAAGGGACUAAUCGUUGACCUCAUGUUUAGCUUUCAUGAGCGUAAUGAAAGUCGAAAGUUUUUCUUCCAGAGGAAUGCAAAGGAUGCUUUUAAGGUGAUGGAGGUUGAGCUCAAUUUCAUGUAUGAUGUGCUUUACACAAAAAUGGCUGUGGUGCACAGAAAAAUUGGUUACUUUUUUCGUCUCAUUUGCACCAGUUUCAUAGUCGUUUCCUUCGAGCGUUUUGCUGUUCAUCAUAAGCACGAAGGUCACAAGUUUGACAUUAUAGUGACAUACACUUUGCUAAUUGGUGCUAUGAGCCUGGAAUUAAUUGGUUUUCUAAAGCUCAUUUUCUCUGACUGGACUAUAGUGUUACUCAAGAACGGCAGUGUCAAAAAAGUUGUUGCUGCUAUCCGUGAAAAAAUCUCUCUUGAUAACAGAUGCAGAUGGUCUAAAUCUGUCUCACUGCACAGUUUGAUAAGUUACUGCCUGAAGACACGGUUCAACUGGUUGGACAAGGUAAUUGACUUUAUUGGACUAAAAGAUUUCAUGGAUGAGUUGAAAUACAAAAAAACCAAACCUGUUGAGAAAAAUCUUGAGGAAUUCAUCUUCAAUGAGCUGAAGGAGAAAGCCCUGAAAGCAAAGGACUUGAAAACUGCCAAGGAGAUAUGUUCAGCAAGAGGUGAUUGGGUUCUCUCACAGAACACUUGCCAUUACCAGUCAAUUUUGUCUACUGUUGAAGUGGAAUAUGAUGAGAGCCUUUUGCUUUGGCAUAUUGCAACCGAACUCUGCUAUUACACCGAGUAUAAAGCUGAUGAUACAGAUGAAAAUCUCCAAUUCUCUAAGCUCUUAUCAGACUAUAUGUUAUAUCUUUUGGUCAUGCGUCCUACAAUGAUGUCUGCAGUUGCUGGUAUUGGGCAAAUUAGGUUCCAGGACACAUGUGAGGAAGCAAAGAAGUUUUUUCGCAGAGGACAAUUCAAACGAAAGUGGUCUAUUGUGUCCUUAGUGGCGAGUAAUCAAAAAAUCUCUACAGGGAGCAUUUUCCAGGACUUGAAAAAGAUCUUUUAUAAAGGGCGUUCAGAAUCAAUGGCUAAACAAAUGGAAGUCUGCCAAAAGCUUCUUUCAGUAAAUACAGAUGUUAAACCCAUGGAUGUAAAGGGAGAUAGAAGCAAAUCAGUGCUGUUUGAUGCAUGUAUUCUUGCAAAAGACCUGAAAAAAUUGAAGAAGGAGAGGCGGUGGAAGCUAAUGAGCAAAGUGUGGGUUGAAUUGUUGUCUUAUGCUGCAUGUCAUUGCAGAGCAAAUGCCCAUGCCCAGCAGCUCAGCAAAGGUGGAGAGCUAAUUACCUUUGUCUGGUUAUUGAUGGCCCAUUUUGGCAUGGGGGAACAGUUCCGUAUAGAGGCUGGUCAUGCCAGGGCAAAACUAAUUGUCAGUAAGUAAACAUAGACUAUAGGAUCAAACCACUGGUGUUGUUCCCCAUGAGUUCCAGUACUAUGAAUAGAUCUUAUGUAAUUUUGUUCUUUAUUUAUUUUUUAUCUUCCCUUUUUGUGCUUCAAGUUUGGUGAUUGCUGAUAUCCAUUGAGAGAGAUGCCCGUUAAAUCGACAUUUUAAAUC
Messenger RNA from Malania oleifera, 3675 nucleotides. RefSeq lists its product as uncharacterized. Bases 1327 to 3501 code for a protein of 724 amino acids. NCBI's taxonomy places the organism in Eukaryota, Viridiplantae, Streptophyta, Magnoliopsida, Santalales, Ximeniaceae. The transcript is spliced from 2 exons. The record is from RefSeq and is a predicted model, not a curated record.